UGGGGAGAAGCCUUAUAAAUGCAUGGAGUGUGGAAUGAGCUUUGCUCGGAGUUCAACUCUCCGUACCCAUCUAAGGACUCACAGUGGGGAGAAACCCUAUGAAUGCCUGGAGUGUGGAAAGAGCUUCACUCAGCGGGGGAAUCUACGUAAACAUCAAAUGACCCACACUGGGGAGAAACCCUAUCCAUGCCUGGAGUGUGGAAAGAGCUUUGCUCAGAAGGGAGAUCUUCAUUUGCACCAAAAGACUCAUAGUGGGGAGAAAACCUAUGCAUGCCUGGAGUGUGGGAAGAGCUUCACUCAGAGUGCAGGUCUACGUUCACAUCUAAAGACUCACACUGGGGAGAAACCCCAUAAAUGCCUGGAGUGUGGACAUAGCUUCACUCGUAGUGAACAUCUACAUAAUCAUCAACGGACUCACACUGGGGAGAAACCCUAUACAUGCCUGGAGUGUGGAAAGGGCUUCGCUCAAAAGGGAGACUUAUGUUCACAUCAAAGGAUUCACACUGGGGAGAAACCGUUUAAAUGUCUUGAGUGUGGGCAGAGCUUCACUCAUAGUUCAAGUCUACAUAAACAUCAAAGUGUUCACACUGGGGAGAAACCCUAUAAAUGCCUUGAGUGUGGACAGAGCUUUAGUCAUAGUUCAAGUCUACAUAAACAUCAAAGGAAUCACACUGGCGAAAAACCCCAUACAUGCUUGGAGUGUGGAAAGACCUUUGCUCGUAGUUCAAGUCUACGUGAACAUCAAAGGACUCACACUGGGGAGAAACCCUAUGAAUGCUUGGAGUGUGGGAAGAGGUUCGCUAAUAAGGCAAGUCUACAUAGACAUCAAAGAACUCACACUGGAGAGAAACCCUAUACAUGCCCGGAAUGUGGACAGAGCUUCACUCGUAGUUCAACUCUACAUAGACAUCAAAGGAUUCACACUGGGGAGAAACCUCAUGAAUGCUUGGAGUGUGGGAAGAGGUUCACGGAUAGUUCAAAUCUGUUUAAACACCAGCGGUCUCACACUGGGGAGAAACCCUAUAAAUGCUUGGUUUGUGGAAAGGCCUUCACUCAUAGUGGAGCCCUACAUAUACACCAAAGGAUUCAUACUGGAGAGAAACCCUAUCAAUGCCUUGAGUGUGGAAAGAAGUUCACUCAGAGUGGAGACCUUCGCAAACACCAACAGUCUCACACUGGGGAGAAACCCUAUAAAUGCUUGGAGUGUGGAAAGUGCUUCCCUCAGAGUGCAGUCCUACGUAAACAUCAAAGGACUCACAUCGGGAAGGAACCCUAUAAAUGCCUAAUAUGUGGACAGAGCUUCACUCGUAGUUCAAGUCUACAUAAACAUCAGAAGACUCACACUGAGGAGAAACCCGAUAAAGACAUAGCAUAGAAUCAUAGAAUAAUAGAAUUGGAAGAGAGUAGGCAUGGGCCAUCUAAUCCAACCCUGCUGCGAUUUUAUAUACUUCAUAUGCUUUUAUGGGUUUAACCAGAAAUGUUUUAAUAUUAAUGAUGAUUAGUAAUAUUUUAAUAUUUGUAUAUUUUAAGUUGUGUUGCAAUGCUUUUAAUUCCUGUGCUGCUUUGAGUCUUCAUAUGGAGAGAAAAAGUGAAACAUAAAUAUAAGAUUUUCAAUACAUAUAAUAUAAUGUAAUAUAUAGAGAUAAGUUUCAUAUAAUCUUUCUGUAUAAAUAAUCCUUGUGAGGUUUCUUCAGUAGUUUCUCCAUGUGGUUCAUCACAAUCAUUGUUACUAAUACAUUUUAUUUCCUUA
This is a messenger RNA of Anolis sagrei ordinatus, 1750 nucleotides long. NCBI's taxonomy places the organism in Eukaryota, Metazoa, Chordata, Lepidosauria, Squamata, Anolidae. The record is from RefSeq and is a predicted model, not a curated record.